AUGCUCCCUCGAACCAAUUUGAUAGUUACCCACUUGAAGCAAUGCUCCAAGAUCAGAGAUUUGGAGUCGGGACUAGGCAAUAUGAUCAAAGUAGCAGCAACCCAAGAUUGCUUUCUGAUGAACCAAUUCAUCACGGCUUGUUCUUCCGUUGGCGCGGCGGACCAGGCCGUCUCCGCGGCUGCCCAGAUGGAGAAUCCGAAUGUUUUUGUUUUCAAUGCGAUGCUUAAAGGAUUUGUCGAGAAUCGUCGACCCAUUGAUGCUGUUGAGUGCUAUGUUCAGGUGCUGAGAGCUCAGUUGUCGCCAACGAGUUAUACUUUUUCGUCUCUUGUUAAAGCCUGCGGCUUUGUAGGCGGCGACGGUGGGAGAGUUGGGGAAUCAGUUCACGGGCAGAUUUGGAGACAUGGGCUUGCUUCGAGCGUGUUUGUCUGCACGACGUUGAUAGUGUUUUACUUUGAUUUUAAGAGAAUCGGUGAGUCCAUCAAGGUGUUUGAUGAAAUGCCUGAGAGAGAUGUCUUCGCUUGGACCACGAAUAUUGCUUCUUGGAACACAUUGUUGGACGGGUAUGCAAGAUUGGGGGAUGUAGAGUCAGCUGAAUUGCUAUUCAAUCAAAUGCCUGCUAAAGAUGUUAUUUCAUGGACUACGAUGAUCAACUGCUAUUCCCAGAACCAGAAGUUCAGAGAAGCACUAGGAGUCUUCAAUGAGAUGACCAAGAAUGAGGUUAUCCCUGAUGAAGUGACCUUGGCAAGUGUGAUUUCAGCAUGUGCCCAUCUCGGAGCCCUCGACUUAGGCAAGGAAAUCCAUCACUAUGUGAUGCAAAAUGGCUUCGACCUUGAUGUCUAUGUUGGAUCUUCUCUGAUCGAUAUGUACGCAAAAUGUGGGUCCUUAGAGAGGUCCCUGUUGGUGUUCUACAAAUUGAGACACAAAAACCUCUUUUGCUGGAACUCCAUCAUCGAGGGGCUCGCAGUCCAUGGAUAUGCAGAAGAAGCUCUAGCAAUGUUUUCCAAGAUGAAGACGGAGAAAAUCAAACCCAAUGGGGUGACUUUCAUCAGCAUCCUAAGUGCUUGUGCUCACUCAGGGCUCGUUGAAGAAGGCCGAAAGUGGUUUGAAAGCAUGACUCGUGAUUAUUCUUGCCCUCUACAACUGGAGCAUUAUGGUUGUAUGGUUGAUCUUUUGAGCAAAGCCGGAUUGCUUGAAGAAGCACUCAGGCUUAUCAGAACCAUGAAGUUGGAACCAAAUGCUGUUAUUUGGGGAGCAUUGCUUGGCGGAUGCAAGCUUCACAGGAACUUUGAGAUUGCACAGAUUGCUGUUGAGGAGUUAAAGGUGUUAGAACCGGGCAAUAGUGGUCAUUAUGCUCUUUUGGUUAGCUUGCACACUCAGGUUAACCGGUGGAGUGAUGCAGCAAACAUUAGGUGGAAGAUGAAGGAACUUGGAGUUGAAAAGUGUUCUCCUGGGUCCAGUUGGAUUGAGGUGGAGAAGAGAGUUCAUCAGUUUGCAGCAUCGGACAAGUGUCACCAUUCCUCGGAUGACAUAAUGUCCGUGUUAGAUCAAUUAGAUGGACAGUUAAAACGAGCUGCAAAUAGACCUCCUGGACUCCGUCUUUAG
Messenger RNA from Linum tenue, 1602 nucleotides. Lineage: Eukaryota; Viridiplantae; Streptophyta; Magnoliopsida; Malpighiales; Linaceae. The record is from the annotation of a GenBank genome assembly.